Messenger RNA from Astrephomene gubernaculifera, 2086 nucleotides. Lineage: Eukaryota; Viridiplantae; Chlorophyta; Chlorophyceae; Chlamydomonadales; Astrephomenaceae. The record is from the annotation of a GenBank genome assembly.
UGAGCUCCCUGCUGCUCGACCUGGGCAUCUACCUGUACGGCAGCGACUUGUACGGCAACAGCUUGUACGGCAGCAGUGCCGCUGCUGGCUGUACGGCAGAGCUGGCGGCGCACUUGCUGUCGUACAUGGAGUCCAACGGCGGCAUGAUGCCGUACACCGCUGCCCGGGUGCGGCAGCGGGCGGAGGCUGCUGGUCUCGGCAGCACUGCUGCUGGUCUCGGCAGCAUUGCUGCUGCUGCUGUUGCUGGGGGAGUAGGAGGUGGGAGUGGCUGCAGUUGCUGUGUCGGUGGCAGGCUAGGCUGCGAGGAUCCCGCCCCAGCCACAUUCAUGUCCACAUCCGCCAACUCAAUCGGCACGAGCAGCACCGACACCUGCAGCAGGAGCAACAGCAGCACCCGCACAGCAAGUCCUUACACUGACCAGCCAUCCGCAAUGGCAGCUGCAGCUGAUGAGGGCUUGGCAGGAAAGCAGCCGAAACACAAGGACAAGACUGCUGUUGCUGCGGGCAGUCAGAGCUGUGCUGCAUCCCCGCUGUCUGCCGCCCCGCUCAAGGGCGGUGUACGGCAGGCCGCCCCGCCCGCCCCGCUGCUUCCGCUGGUGUGCCGCGCCGCGCUGGUGGUAGCGGGGGCGGUGCGUGAGGGCCGGGAGGAGGCGCAGGAGUACGAGGGGUACGUGGCGGGGUGGACGGCGACGCAGGCGCACACCAUCCAAGCCCUGGAGGUCCUCCUCCUCCUCAUCGCCCUCCUCCGCAGUCGCCACACCAUCACCCCCACCAUCGCCCUGCUCGCCAUCCUCCGCUGCAGCGUCAGCAUCGUCACGUUCGCCGCCUGGCUGCUGCUGCCGUACCGCUCCUGGCGCCGGCUGGGGCAGGCGGCGCGGCUGCCGCGCUUCGCUGCUAGCCUGGCCUCCAAGUCCCUGAAGCUGCUGUUUGACGCAACCGACACCCCGGCUGUGAUCGCGGCCUACCGGGCUAGCUACAGCUUUGUGCUGGUGGAGGGGCUGCUGCUGCCCGCGACAUGCCUGGUGUCUCCAUCCACUGCCUUGCUGAUAUCGGCGCUGCGGCUCCCGCUGAACGCCGCCGCCACCUGCGGCUGCCCAAGCGGUGCCUCCGAGGCCUCCUGCCCCUCCUCCUCCUCCUCCUCCUUCCCCUCCUGCCUGUUCUCCCCCUCCCCCUCCUGCCGCCGCGGCCUGCUGCUGGCGGCCCGGGUGGAGGCUGCCGCCCUGGCCACCACCGCCGCAUGCCACAUCUUCCUCAGGGUGUGCUGCGCCAGGAGCAGGGGCAGGAGGUAGGGGGGGAGGUAGGAGCAGGGGCAGGAGGUAGGCACCGGUAGCUCCGGUGGGAGAUGCGAACCACCCUCACACGGGAAUGGCUCAUGCGAACCCCUAACGGUAAACCUAACUGGUGUGCGCCACAUGCGCUGCCAUAUUUCUAAGGAGUCCACGUCUACUUAAGUCGGGGCGUGUUUUAUAGCAUAUGCCUGCGAUACGUCCUUACAUGUUAGUCGAUUGUACUCGGACCAAUCUUGUUGUGGCUGUUGGUCUGUCUGGUGGGGUUUUUCGUGCGUCUCAUGAGUGGUCUCGGGGCCUGUCAUCACAGCGUCGCCGGUGCGUUGGAAGAAGCGGGGGAGUAGCAACUAGCAAGUGCCUCCCCCAGCGGGGAUUUUCAUAAAUGUGCAUACACCGUAAUGUGAUUUGUUAUGUUUCGCAACGUCCACAAAAGUUCGUAUACGAGUCUGUACCUUUGACACGCGCCAUUAGGAUGUAUGUAGGCUCUUAGGGCCUUCUUAAGGCUGUGAAUGAUAAAAGCGGCAUGAUGAGGCAAGUUGCUUGUGACGAGCUGGCUGUUGUUUGGGGCGUUGUAGUGUAGCAGCUGUAUAGCAGACAACGUUGCUGGCCCGCUGAAUGAAUCCCAUUAGAUUCAUGUUGGCGGGAUGGUUGCGUUGCGGGCGGCAGGUUGUUGGGAACACAAAUGCGGUUGGCGGCUUAGCGGCGAGGCGGGGUUGGGUUGCAUGCAGCAGGUUUCCAAAUACCGGUAUUGUGGCACUGCACUUGAGGAGACACGUGUUUCUCGGGUCCACAGUUGUUGG